Molecule: messenger RNA, 2676 nt
Organism: Fonsecaea erecta
Lineage: Eukaryota; Fungi; Ascomycota; Eurotiomycetes; Chaetothyriales; Herpotrichiellaceae
Exons: 3
Coding region: 1-2676 (891 amino acids)
Cellular component (GO): plasma membrane
Molecular function (GO): calcium-activated cation channel activity
Source: RefSeq, a predicted model, not a curated record
AUGGACGGGGGUACGAUCACUCAUAUUUUGUAUCCUCGACAGUCCCAAGGAGCCAACCGAAAUCAAGGCUCGAACUCGCUGUCGGGCAUCAUCUCCACUCUCGUCCCUACCUUGGUCAUUGCGAUCGUCGCUUUUACCGCCUUUCUCAUCGUCCGUACUCGCUAUGGCCGCGUCUAUCGACCAAGAACCGACGACAGACUAUUGGAGAAGGGAUGGACCACGCCUCGCUCCGAGUCGGGCUUCUUCGGCCUCCUGCGCAACUACACGGCCCUGCCCGAUGCCUACGUCUUGGGUCACAAUUCUCUCGAUGGCUAUCUCUGGCUGCGCCUCCUCAAGGUCUUCAUCGUCAUGAGUCUGGUCGGUUGCUGCAUCACUUGGCCCGUGCUGUUUCCUGUCAACGCGACCGGACAUGGCGGCCAACAACAACUCGAUAUUCUGAGCAUGAGCAACGUGACCAAUCCCAACCGAUACUACGCCCAUGCCGGCAUUGCGUGGAUAUAUCUGGGAUUCAUCACCCUUCUCAUUGCCCGGGAGAGGCUCAACUUUGUUGGUCUGCGCCGAGCCUACUUUCUCUCUGCCGCGCAUGCCCAACGUCUGUCUUCGAGGACCAUUCUGGUCAUGGGUCUGCCCCACGACUACAUGGAGGAGAAGUCUCUCCGCCAGAUGUUUGGCUCCAGCGUGCGUAGAAUAUGGCUUCAGACGGACUGUAAGAAGCUUGAAGACGACGUGAAGGAACGGCGGAAGACAGCUUUGAAACUGGAGGGUGCCGAGAUGAAGCUGAUCAAACAGGCCAACGCCAGCCGCCUGAAAAGUGAGAAGAAGAACAAGAGCGCAGAAUCUCCCGAAACUAUCGGCUUGGAACCCAAACGCUGGAUCAACCAGAAGAAGCGCCCGACACACAGAUUGAAGCCUCAACUCUGGAAGAAGGUGGAUACCAUCAACUGGUCGCGUGGGAAGCUCGAGGAAUUGAAUCGCCAUGUCCCCGAGCAGCAGAACGAACACCUCGACCUCAAACACAAGAAAGUUCCUGCCGCAUUCAUCGAGUUUGAAAACCAGACCGCAGCUCAUAACGCCUUCCAGUCGGUUGGACGGGAAUCCCGGACCAAAUUCUCCCCACGAUAUAUUGGCGUCCGGCCUGACGAAGUGGUCUGGAAGAACUUGGGUGUCAGCUACACGUCCCGAAAGUCCAAGAUGUUGAUCGCCACCAUCAUCAUCUGGGUCAUGGUCAUCUUCUGGGCCAUUCCCGUAGCUUUUGUGGGCUCUCUAUCCAACAUCAAUUAUCUCACGAACAAGGUGCACUUCCUCAGUUUCAUUAAUCACAUUCCCAAGGUCAUUCUGGGUGUCGUCACAGGUUUGUUGCCGGUGGUGCUUCUCGCGGUCUUGAUGGCGCUUGUCCCUAUUUUUUGCGGGCUGCUGGCCAAAUUUGCUGGUGAGCCGACUUUGUCGGCGAUUGAGCUCAAGGUUCAGUCUUGGUACUUUAUCUUCCAGGUGGUUCAAGUCUUUUUGAUCACCACCUUUACUUCUAGUGCCAGCGCAGUGACCACGCAGAUCAUCCAGAACCCAGGUUCCGCACCUUCCUUGCUCGCCAGAAACCUUCCCAAGGCAUCCAAUUUCUACAUCAGCUACUUUAUUCUCAUCGGCCUGUCGCAGGCAGCUCUGCAACUAUUGAACAUUGUGCCCUUGCUCAUGUACUCCAUUGUGGGCAAGCUGCUGGACAAGACGCCGCGAAAGCGAUACAACAGAUUCACCAAUAUAGCUGGGAUGGGCUGGGGCUCGACAUAUCCCAAAUUCACGCUGUUGGGCGUCAUUGCCGUGUCAUAUGCGUGCAUCGCACCUCUGAUCCUGGGAUUCGCCACCAUCGGAUUCUGCCUCCUCUAUCUGAUGUUCCGGUACAACUGGCUGUUCGUCCUGGGCAACAAGGUCGACAUGAAAGGCGAGGCAUAUUCCCGAGCUUUGAAGCAGCUCAUGACCGGAGUGUAUCUCGCCACCCUCUGUCUGAUUGGCCUUUUCGCCAUCGGCUGCAGCCAGAGUGCCAGCAGCGCCGGUCCAUUGGCCAUCAUGGUGGUAUUCUUGGUGGUUGUCAUCGUCUUCCAGGUUUUGUUCGACCGUGCGAUUGCUCCGAUGGAACAGCACAUGCCUUUGGAGCUGCUGAACAGUAACAAGUACAGCACGACGAUCAUGGAGCAGCUUAUCGAUGAGCAACACCUCAAGCAUGAAGACAUUGAAGCUGGCUCGUCGGCUCGGGGAGGAUCUGUGCCAACCGUGUCCGGCUUCUCCAAGGCGGAGACUGUUGGCGAUACUCCUGGGUCUCAUGCCCAGUCAAGAUCUCCACCGUUCAACUUCCUGAGUCGGCGCAUUGAACCGAUGGCUCUCAAAUUCUACGAAUCAAACAAGAAGAUUAUUCCAGACUCGGCCGAUUCGGAGACGUGGAUCCCGGGGUAUACGUCGGAGGAAUAUGAGCAGGCGUAUCUGAACCCUGCCAUCACAGAUCCGAAGCCCGUCAUCUGGCUCGCCAAGGAUAGAUCUGGCGUUAGCGGAUUGAUGGUGGCCGAGAACAGAGAGGCGGGAAUCCAGAGCACUGACGAGCGGGCUGAGUUGGAUGAGAAGAACAAACUCGUGUGGAGCGAGGAGAAUGUCAAAGAGAUGCCUCUGUGGCGGCGGUUGGUCAGGUACUGA